AUGGGAGAGAAGAAGAGAAAGCGGCAUGACGACGCUGCGGAGCGACCAGCAAAAAAGCCGGCUGUCUCACAAGGUCCCAACACAGUCAAGGUUCAGCAUGUUGAGAACAAGGGCGUUGUAGGCCCGGUCCUAGCUGCGACGCCGGGACUUUCCUUUCCUCGCACAAUCGCCUUCAACGCGUACAAAACUAGCAGGAUACUUCCAAAAGUUGGCGAGGUCUCCGAAUUGCUGCUCCAAACCUCCGAACACCCACGCUUAGAUUAUACGGCGCGAGAGGAGGAGGAUGGGAGCACAGAGAGCCUGCUAGAUAACUAUAUUGGCGUGUUUGAUCCUGCGACAGGCAAGCUUCAGGUUAUCCCGGUGCGCAAAGUGACAGUGCGGAGCACGCUGAGGAGCGAAACCGAUGAGCUGCGGGCGCAAAGGGAGAAGGAGGCUGCGGUGAGGGCGACAAUGACUGCGAAAAGGCAUGCUCUUGCGGCCGAAUUUGGUUCCAAGAAGUCGCGCAAGGCAAUUCAAGAGAUGGCGGAGAAUGCGAUCACGAGUGGCCGAGCCCAGGGACCUGAUAUGGGUGGAAGAGACGAGAAUGUUGCUUCUGCAGUGUUGCAGGGCAUGUCGACCACCACCGCUGCCAUGCCAACAAGAGAAGAUAUCGCCGCCGCCGUUGACUCAUCCAAGCCACGACCCCAAGCGAACCUCGCUGCCGAGUAUCCUUCAGACGUUUAUCCCGUCGAGACUCUCGUCGGCAAGGACCUAAUGACCAUUAUACCCAUCAAGGACUGGGUUGAUGCUGUCGACGCCGGCGCGGCUAUCAAUGUGCACAGCCGAUAUGUUGCGAAGCGAAUAGUCAAGCUUGCUAAAACAAAGGAGCUGCAGAAGCUGAAAGUGUUGCGAUUCAUACUGCUCUGCGUUGAUUUCAAUGCCGCCUUGAAGGCGAAGGGCAAAGGACCGAAGCUGAUCCCUCACAAGGAAAAACUGCUUCGGGAGAUGGGAGAGAAUGUUCCGCCCUCGGUUGUUGAUGCUAUUCGGAGGAAGUUCGCUUCAGAAAACAAUGAUUUGACCCGUUGGCACAUCGACAACCUCGCGACACAUAUAUGCGCAGCCGCGCUCAUAGUUGACAACUUCCGAGUCGACGUCAAUGACCUUCGCGAGGACUUGAAGCUGGAGAAUAAUGAAAUCAAACAAUACUUCCACGAAAUCGGAUGCAAAGUAACAAAGCCGACCGAAGCCGAACGUGAGAAGUUGAAGAUCUCAAAGGCCGAGGCUACCAUGCACUGGAUGGCGACGCUUAAGAUUCCGCUCAACUUCCCUAAGGUGAAGACAGGAAGGAGGAGGUAA
Molecule: messenger RNA, 1335 nt
Organism: Westerdykella ornata
Lineage: Eukaryota; Fungi; Ascomycota; Dothideomycetes; Pleosporales; Sporormiaceae
Product: DNA-directed RNA polymeras-like protein I 49 kDa polypeptide
Exons: 4
Coding region: 1-1335 (444 amino acids)
Biological process (GO): RNA polymerase I preinitiation complex assembly; transcription elongation by RNA polymerase I; nucleolar large rRNA transcription by RNA polymerase I
Cellular component (GO): RNA polymerase I complex
Molecular function (GO): DNA binding
Source: RefSeq, a predicted model, not a curated record